Dreissena polymorpha is the source of this 3238-nucleotide messenger RNA. RefSeq lists its product as uncharacterized. Bases 120 to 1091 code for a protein of 323 amino acids. The record is from RefSeq and is a predicted model, not a curated record. The transcript is spliced from 5 exons. NCBI's taxonomy places the organism in Eukaryota, Metazoa, Mollusca, Bivalvia, Myida, Dreissenidae.
ACAAAAAAUCUAAAAAGUUGCGAACGAGACCGUCUCAGAAAUAUUUUUUCCAUGGUCAGCAAAUUUGUAAGAAAACUUUCUGUUUUGCAUUUGCAAUUUCUCAGUCAACUUUGAAAAGAAUGAGUAAGUCUUAUGACAUGUAUGGCCUGAGUGUCAAUGAACAUGGUAAUUGCAAAACAACACCUGCCCAUGCACUUUCAUUCGACGAUACUACAAGAAUAAAAAAAUUCAUUGAAGAAUAUGCAAAUAAAAAUGCAUUACCUUUGCCGGGACGACUGCCUAAUUGUCCAAAGCAGACAGUUUUGCUUCUUCCAUGUGACAAAAAUGUAACUGACAUUUAUGACUUAUACAUGAAGAGUGCAAAGGAAGCAAACUAUAGAGUUGUGUCUUUAAAAACAUUUAGAAACAAAUGGAAUUCAUUAUGCCCCCACAUUGCAGUAGCUACACCAGCGACAGAUUUGUGUGUAAAAUGUCAAAAAUUCAUGGGCAAAUUAAAAACCAAUGCUCAUCUGUCAGAUGAAGAAAGGCACAAUGUACUAAGUGACUAUACAUGUCAUGUUCAAAAGGCCAACCGGCAACGCCAACUUUUCAAGGACCAGGUUCUUUGUAGUAAAGCUGUGUGCAGUACUACAGAUGUCACUGAAGGUGCAGAACCAUGUUCACUAGAUGCCACACUUCACUACUCAUGGGAUUUUGCCCAGUGUGUACACUACCCUCAUCACGCCAUGCAAGUGGGGCCAAUCUACUUUGCGACACCAAGAAAGUGCCAUGUGUUUGGGAUGUGCGCUGAAGGAACAGGAAUACAGAGAUUCUAUAUGAUUGACGAGUCAGAAAUGCCUGGGAAAGGUGGCGAUUGUGUCACAAGUUUGGUGCACCACUAUUUUUCUCACUUUGGCGCUGGAGAAAAACAGGCAGAGAUUCACUUUGACAAUGCUGUUGGGCAGAAUAAAAACAACACCAUUCUGGGCUAUUGCAUGUGGAGAGUGUUGACAGGUCUGCAUGGGUCUGUUUCCUUGAGUAUGAUGCUACCGGGACAUACCAAAUUCACGCCAGAUUGGCACUUUGGUGUGUGGAAAAUAAAAUGGCGCUGAUGUAUGCUGAAUGUAUGGAGGACAUUGCUUACACAGUUAAAGCAUCUUCUAGGUCCAGGCAUAACAUUCCGCAACGCGUAAAUGAUCCAUCUAGACCGGUGAUGUUUUUGAACUGGAAGACAUUCUUAGAAAACUAUUUCAAACUUUUAAAAAACAUCACAAAAUACUACCACUUUCGUUGCACUGCGGAUGAGCCAGGGGUUCUCAUUUGUCGAGAGUUCUGUGACUCGGAGGAAGUUAGAUUUAAUCUUCUAAAGGCAAGACCCGAGGCAGGCUGCCUUCCGACAGUUAAGUUUAUCCCCCCUCUAGAUCAUCUGAGGCAGUGGUAUCUUUACGAGUAAAUUGCACCGUUCUUUAUCAAUGAAGUUGCCAGAGACAUUGUGUGUCCCAAACCAUCUAUUCCAAAGUAAAAAAUGUGAGAGCUUGUUAUCCUAUUAACAAUUGUUCAUUUUCUCAAAUUGUUGUUCUUGCAUUAUACUUAUGAUAAACUGUUUUCUGAUUAGUAUUCAUGACUAUGACAUUUACAUGGUAUUGUUAUUUGUAUGACAAUUAGCUGAAUAUAUUAUUAACCAGGUUUUCCGAAGGAAAAAACUGGUUAUUAGAUUGGCGAAUGCGGGCGGGCUGGCUGGCUGGCGGGCUGGCGGAAUAAGCUUGUCCGGGCCAUAACUAUGUCGUUCAUUGUCAGAUUUUAAAAUCAUUUGGCACAUUUGUUCACCAUCAUUGGACGGUGUGUCGCGCGAAAUAAUUACGUCGAUAUCUCCAAGGUCAAGGUCACACUUUGAGUUCAAAGGUCAAAAAUGGCCAUAAAUGAGCUUGUCCGAGCCAUAACUAUGUCGUUCAUCGUCAGAUUUUAAAAUCAUUUGGCACAUUUGUUCACCAUCAUUGGACGGUGUGUCGCGCGAAAUAAUUACGUCGAUAUCUCCAAGGUCAAGGUCACACUUUGAGUUCAAAGGUCAAAAAUGGCCAUAAAUGAGCUUGUCCUGGCCAUAACUAUGUCAUUCAUUGUGAGAUUUUAAAAUCAUUUGGCACAUUUGUUCACCAUCAUGGGACGGUGUGUCCCACGAAAGAAUCACGUCAAUAUCUCCAAUGUCAAGGUCGCCACGACUAAAAAUAGAUUUAAAAAAAAAAAAAAACUUACAAAGGGGGUUAAUUUUUUUUGGUCAUUUAAAAAGUUCAGUUUGAGUUUUCUCCCUUUAUCAGAUUUUUUUUUCACAAUGAAAACCUGGUUUUGUGACAAUUUUGUCCCUUGUUAAUAGUGUGUUUCUUUAUUGAAAGUGACAUAGCAAUCAAUAAUCAAAAAUAGUUUAUGGGCAUAUAUAAGCUGAACUGAGAUUUAUAAUUAAUUAACAACUCAAUCAUAGUGAUUUCACUAUAAAAUAUUCUGUACAGUAUGAUUAUUACAUUGUAUAAUAUGACUGGUAUGUGUUCAAAGAUAACUUAAACUGUUGUAGUUUGUAUUGACAUCAAAAUGUGUGAUGUAAACAUAUGUGUUCAUAUUAUGUAUCUAUUAUAUUUUACAAGUAAACGAACAUAUUUUGUUGUGUAAAGUUUAAUCUAUGGUGACGUUUACCAUUGAAUAUUGAUGUGCUUAUUGCUGUAAUUUUCUUUUAUUUGAAAAUCAUGUUUUUGGACCUCUAUAUAUGAAAUGGGUUGAUAUUAUUUUCUAUCUACACUUAUGGUCAAUUUCAUUGUUGAUAACAGGUACAAAUGAAAUUGAAAAUUUACUGUUUCCAUAGCAACUGUUAACUUAAUUUAAAAAAAUCUAAUUAAUUGUGUAUCAAUCUUUGAAUAAAAUACAAUUGCUAAAUAAACCAUGUAUGGCAGUAUAGAUGCUUAACAAAAAUUCAAAAUGUCAGGUUUUUUUUUCAUUUUAGUUUCAAGUUCGUUGCUAUACAAUAUGUUCAAUUUCUGAAUACACCCCUAUUUUCAGAAAAUGUUCAUACAUUGAUUUUACUAUAAACAUGUUGGUAAUGUUUAUUAUCUGUCCAGAAGAUAUUUUGUUGAUGUGUUGUUAUUCUGUGUCUUAAAUUCUUUAAAAUGACAAUACAUUUGAAAAAAGAACAGUGUCUGUUUCCAUGGCAACAAUGAGCGUUUAAUGUUUUAUAAUAAUACAAUUAAUUAUGUAAGUCAUAGUUAAUGACUGUCAU